UCGACUUGGACCACCACCUCCAUCAUCAUGGCUCCCAAGCCUAUACCUCAGAAUGCUCUCAUGAAGGCUGAACUCGAUGCGAAGGCCAUGCCUCCUCCACCACUUCCUGCACCUCAGAUGUCGAUAUUAGAACCUGAAAUGAAUGCUCUAGAAGGCUGCCUCAAGAAUGCUGCAGUUAAAUUUGGGCAAAUUCUUCGAUUUCAUUCUGACACUCAGAGACUUCAUAUCCGCAAACAUAUUUCUGCUCCCCCUAUUUCCCUUACAGCAUCCCUUGGUCGUGAACUGGAGCUCUAUGAUCAACUUUGUGAAUUAGUCGAAUCGCAUUUGUUACGGGCUAUAUCUAUCUUACAGCGGGAUUUACAACAAGAACAGUUGCGUAUCAAGGAAGCAGAAGCAGUAGCUCUAGCUGCUCAAAUCAAGGACGGACCUAUGUCUCCUACCUCCAGCCGAGGUCCACUUCCAACGGAGGAUCUAGCGUCCGAGGCCACACAACCUAAUGAUGUUGCUUCAAAUCCCAGUCAAUCGCCUUCUGUACCUCUAGGAAGGCGACCCUCUGUCAUUUCAAUAUCUUCACUACAUCGACCAACACUCCCUCCUAAACUCGAUCUUUCCUCGACGUCAUUGCGUCUGAGUGGGGAAGAGGCCGGGUUUCUUUCGAGUGGACUUCACUCACCUGUUACACUUGCACCUCGUUCUGCCCGCCCCACGGAUUAUACAGACUUGAUGUCAGCCUUCGCACCCUCUGCCGACACCAGUCACGUUGACAUGGACCUCACUCUGCCCGAUUCUGACGCAUCCAAUAACAUGAACCUGGAUGUAGGCAGUUCUGCUGACAAGCCCAUCGAGCUCGACAUGGAGGGGAUGGAUACUAUGGACAUGGCGAUGACGGAUUUGUUCGGCGAUACUCAAGAGACCAUCUCCAAUGACAACGAUGUCGUUGAAGGACUGUUUUCGCCCAUCGAGGGACCAAGUGAAGCCUCAGGAAAGCUGAACAAGGAAGACACCAAUUUUCUGUCGUCGUUGGGAGUUGGCACCGGCUCUAAUGCAGAUGAUAUAUUCUCAUCUUUGCAAUCAGCGAGCGAUCAACCGACGGAAAGGAAUGGGGAUAGUCUGCAGAUCCCUCUGACCAAUGCUGAAGCUGCCCCUUCUCCAGGAACGUUGAUUGCCUCUCUAUCUGAGAAUCCCGUGCCAGCACCGUCUACCGAGAAUUCGGAUGGGGGACAGCCAUUUGACUUUGGUUUUCUUACCCACGACUCGCUUGGGGAGUUUUGGGACAUGGGAGGUGGAGAACAGGGUCAGUCUAUUGUCGGUCCGAUGAACCAGGAAAGUUCCAAGUCUUGAUUUUGGCUACACGCACGAGUCAUUAGGAGGAUACAUCGCGAAGCGAUGCUUUGAAUGACAUGUUCAUGUCGCUCAAGCAGUUGAUGCUGGGUGAAAACGGGGUUAGUUGUGGUGCUCUCUAUAGAAAUAGGCUAGUAGAAACACCCAAGAUGCGCCUUUAAAGUAACUUUAUUAAUUAGUAUGCAUAUGCCUGCUAUUCAAUGUCAAGUCACUAUUUCCAAAUGCGUGGUCACAUGCGCAUGGUGCCGAC
Marasmius oreades (fairy-ring Marasmius) is the source of this 1591-nucleotide messenger RNA. RefSeq lists its product as uncharacterized. The transcript is spliced from 4 exons. The coding region runs from base 28 to 1341 and encodes 437 amino acids. NCBI's taxonomy places the organism in Eukaryota, Fungi, Basidiomycota, Agaricomycetes, Agaricales, Marasmiaceae. The record is from RefSeq and is a predicted model, not a curated record.